Trametes versicolor FP-101664 SS1 is the source of this 2447-nucleotide messenger RNA. Its product is annotated as FAD/NAD-P-binding domain-containing protein. NCBI's taxonomy places the organism in Eukaryota, Fungi, Basidiomycota, Agaricomycetes, Polyporales, Polyporaceae. The transcript has 8 exons. Gene Ontology annotation, molecular function: monooxygenase activity; flavin adenine dinucleotide binding. Bases 283 to 2097 code for a protein of 604 amino acids. The record is from RefSeq and is a predicted model, not a curated record.
GCUUUGGGCUACUGGUAGACAUCGUGUGGCCUAUUGGACGAUUGGACGGUCAUCGAAUCACCCGACGCAUGGGCGCUUCAUAACGCACGUGGACCCAUGGAUCUGGGCGUGGGAAGUUCUUGGGCGAUCAGAGGACAUUUGCUCGUCAUGCGGGCCGCAAAGACUGGGCCCCUGUUCACACUCUGCAGAAAUUGCCAUCCGGGUUCUGGUUCUGGUCUUCUCACUAUCAGCUCUUCGCUAUAAAACCGAGGAGGGCCUCUCUUUGCACACAUCUGCUGCGCCAUGACCGCCCUCGAGGAACCUCCGGUUGUCCUGCCCACUCUCGAUCGCCUCGGAAUCACCUCCGUCCCGCAGGAUGUCGAUGCACUCAAAGUGGCGAGCGUCUGGUUCGGCUCCUUCACUCAGGCCGUGGCAAAGAACGACACCGAUGGCAUCCUCUCGCACAUCGUGAGCGACGGCUGGUGGCGCGACAUGCUCGCACUCACCUGGGAGUUCCGCACUCUCCACGGGCACGCCAAGAUCCGGAGGCUGCUCGAGGAGCGUCUGGCGCCCGCGAAGCUGUCCGCGUUCAAGCUCACUUCUGCCAAGCUCGAAACGCCAUACCCUGAUCUCGCCUGGAUCCUCGCGGGGUUCACGUUCGAGACGGAGUUCGGGCUUGGAAGCGGUUACUUCCGCUUAAUCCCCACCGCGGACAGCCAGUGGACCGGCUUCACCGUCUACACGAACCUGGAGGAUCUGAAAGGGCACGAGGAGAAGAUCGGGGCAAGACGCAACUUCCUCCCGAACCACGGCAAGUGGCUGGACGAGCGCGCGCGCGAGAAGAACUUCGUGGACAGCGACCCGACGGUGCUGGUCAUUGGUGCGGGGCAGAGCGGUCUAGAUGUCGCGGCUCGCCUCAAGCUCCUGGACGUGCCCACACUGGUGAUCGACAAGAACGAGCGCAUCGGCGACCAGUGGAGGUAUCGGUACCAGGCUCUGUGCUUGCACGACCCUGUCUGGUAUGAUCAUAUGCCGUACAUCCCCUUCCCUACCACCUGGCCAGUCUACACGCCGGCGCACAAGCUCGCUGGGUGGCUGGAAUACUUUGCGGAAGCACUGGAGCUGAACGUGUGGACCUCUUCUACUGUUACCAAGGCUGAGCAGGACGCGAACAACGAGUGGAACGUAACAGUCGAGAAGGCGGACGGCACAACGCGUGUGUUCCACGUCAAACACCUAAUCUCCGCGAUCGGGCUUGGGGGAAACAACCCGAACAUCCCCGAGUUCCCCGGACGCGACGAGUACAAGGGUCAGAUCCUGCAUUCGAUAUACCACAACUCGGCGAAGGAUCACCUGGGGAAGAAGGUCGUGAUUAUCGGCGCAGCUACGUCAGCACACGACCUGGCGGCGGAUUACGUGCACAACGGAGUUGACGUGACGAUGUACCAGCGCGAAAGCACGUACGUCAUGACCACCAGGGAAGGCGGACCGCGCAUAUUCGGCAAGCUGUGGUGGGAAGGCGCGCUGCCUCCGGAUGAAGCGGACCGCGUCGACGCGUCGCUGCCUAUCUGGGUCAACGAGCAGAUUGGCAAGCGGACGACGCAGGAGAUAGCAGAGGCGGACGGGAAGCUUCUCGACGGGCUCAAGAAGGCUGGCUUCAAGCUGAACUUGGGUCACGAGGGUGGCGGCUUUUUCGCGCUGACACGGCGACGCGGUGGCGGCUACUACCUUGACGUCGGCGCAUCGCAGCUCAUCAUCGACGGCAAGAUCAAGCUGAAGAACGACAGCGUCAUCAAGCGGUACACGCCGACCGGCCUCGAGUUUGAGGAUGGCAGCACGCUCGACGCGGACGUCAUCAUGUUCGCGACUGGAUUCGCGAGCCCGGUAGUAAGCCUCGCGAAAAUCUUCGGCGAAGAAAUUGCGUCGCGCGUCAAGCCGGUAUGGAACUUGAACUCGGAGGGCGAGCUCCGCACGGCAUGGCGCGACUCGGGAGUCCCCAACUUCUGGUUCAUGAUGGGCAACCUCGCCUGGUGUCGCUUCCACUCUAAGCACCUGGCUCUUCAGAUCAAGGCGCAGGAGAUUGGUGCUUUCCACGGGAACGCGUCGCGGUAUGUGUAGGACCGACGACGUGCGCGAGAGAGUUACGGAAACGAAGCAAAGGAAGCAAGAAGUCAGGCAACGCACAUUGUAUACUCUACUUCCAAUUCAGUGCAUUUACGGCUUGCCACCGCUGUCAGCUUGAGAGUGAGUCCGGGCCGCGCAUGUCUUCUUAGCUUAACUUCUUUAGCCAAUCCUCUCGGGCGCACAUGUGAAUACAGCACAUCCCACGAUUCCCUGGGGAUACUAAGCAAUACCCCAGCUGUGGAUCAACCCUCUUUCUAUCGACUGCUGACCCCCUGGGCUCUCCGGUUCGCCACUACCGACGGUCGCUAGCCACCUGCAUCUCAUCUGCUGCUCACGCGAUCCUC